Molecule: messenger RNA, 1895 nt
Organism: Apis dorsata (giant honeybee)
Lineage: Eukaryota; Metazoa; Arthropoda; Insecta; Hymenoptera; Apidae
Product: synaptic vesicle glycoprotein 2C-like
Exons: 10
Coding region: 204-1781 (525 amino acids)
Biological process (GO): transmembrane transport
Cellular component (GO): membrane
Molecular function (GO): transmembrane transporter activity
Source: RefSeq, a predicted model, not a curated record
GAACUGUCGUUCAUUGGUGGCCGAUCGUGCAAGCGCAUGGCAAUAUUUAAAGCGACACGAACAUGGAUCGCGGGGACGUUUUCCAUGAGCAUUGACUGACAAACAGACAAGUUUCUGCCUGCUUUCCAUCAACCAACAGUCUUUGCUCGGACAUUUAACGGAAAGCAAGACGAGUGUCCAUACUGUUGUGAAACGUGAUCGCUAUGGUUAACAGUAUUAAUUCUUUGUCGUUCUCUGGCAUUGAGAAUAAUGGAGGCAAAGAAGGAGCUGCAGAUUUCGAAAAAGCAAUCAAAAUGUGUGGGUACGGAAGAUUUCACUAUGGCUUUCUACUUCUCUGCGGAGCAAUGUUCCUCUGUGUUGGUUGCCAAAACGGUAUAAACGCAUAUAUCUUACCAUCCGCAGAAUGUGAUCUUAAUUUGACUUCUGAACAAAAAGGUCUUCUGAACGUCUCCUUUCUCUUAGGAGGAGUUAUAAGUUCCCUUUUCUGGGGAAUAUUCGCAGAUGCCUACGGAAGGAGAUAUAUUCUUCUCCUUACUUUAUUAAGCGACAGUAUUUUAUCAAUUGGAGGAAGUUUCUCUCAAAGUUUUAAAGUGCUGUUAAUUUUUAGAGGUCUCAAUGGAUUUUUUAUCGGUGCUCCUGGAUCUCUAGUCUAUACGUAUCUUGGCGAAUUUCAUGCACAGAAACAAAGAGCAAAAGCAAUUUGUUACGUUGGAUUCUUUUGGACUUUAUCAUGGUUAAUAUUACCCGGUUUGGCUUGGAUCAUUAUACCACUGCCAAUGUCCUUUCAAUUCAACGGAAUAUUAUAUAAUUCUUGGCGACUUUUCUUGGCCGUUAUUGGAAUACCAACGCUAAUGGUAGCUUUUGUUGCAAGCAGAUAUCCUGAGAGUCCAAAAUUUUUGGUCUCUCAGGGAAAAACGGAGGAAGCACUGACGAUUUUACGAAAAAUCUACGCGAUAAACAGUAAUUGUGACGAGGAUGAAUAUCCAAUAAAAAUCUUAUUAUCUGACGAUACGUUGAAUAUUAAUAAUCGUAAAACAUCAUUCUCCGCGUCUAGAAUAUUAAUGGAAUUAUUGAAAAAUAUUUGGCAACAAGCACGUUCGCUUGCAUCACCACCACUUUUGAAAUAUGCACUUCUCUGUUGGACCAUUUACUUCGCAAAUAUGUUCGGUUAUUAUGGAUUCGGUUUAUGGUUGCCAGAAUUGUUUAAUCGUUUCGAAAAUUAUCAUAAAUUAUUUCCGGAACAAAGUGUAAGCGUUUGUAAAUUGAUCCACGAGACUGAUCUACAAACUGUGAAAAAUGUUUUAAUUAAUUCAACCGACGUGGAUAAUUGUUCUCCUAACAUGGACCAAAUGGUUUUUAUCAAUUCAUUGACGAUUAAUGCAUUUUGCUUAUUGGGCAACAUCAUGUCCGGUUUUUUGGCAAACCGUGUUGGUCGACGAACGAUUCCAGUAACAACCAUGUUGUUAGCUGGUAUUUUCGGUUUUGCGAUAUAUUUUGUCCAAUCUUCCCUGCAAAUUCUCAUGGUGAGCUGCAUGUUCUCAUUGAUGAUAGGCACAGCGAAUUUCGUCAUUAGCAGUAUAGUAGUUGACAUAUUUCCAACGCAUGUAGGCGCUGUUGCGAUUUGUAUGAUGACCUGUUUCGGAAGAAUCGGCGCCAUAGCUAGUAAUUUAACUUUUGGAAUGUUGCUCGACAUCAGUUGCGAGGUGCCAAUAUUUUUAGUCGGUAGCAUAGUGAUCCUUGGAGGAUUAUUAGCAUUACUUCUCUCAAAGAAAAGAAGUUGAAUAUUUUCUGGUAGGAGAACGGAAAAAACAAGAAUAGAGAUUACGCUUAUUAUUAUAACGUAUGACAUUUAAUCAUUCCAUAUUUUAUUAUUAUUAAUAAAUUAUAUCAUUCAA